Molecule: messenger RNA, 1991 nt
Organism: Suillus bovinus
Lineage: Eukaryota; Fungi; Basidiomycota; Agaricomycetes; Boletales; Suillaceae
Exons: 5
Coding region: 282-1721 (479 amino acids)
Biological process (GO): regulation of DNA-templated transcription
Molecular function (GO): DNA-binding transcription factor activity
Source: RefSeq, a predicted model, not a curated record
CAGCGUGAGUGCCGCCGUGAUUCUGGGACAAUGAACGUUUGAACCCUACCAAGCAGACGGCGUCCCCUCGAAAUUUAAUUAUUAACCUGCAUGGAUUAGUACAGCUGUCGCUCGGUAAAUGCAUUGUUUUUGGACGCGCUAGUUACACUGCCCUGGUUCCGAUAUCAACACCUGGUCAUGCGCAUCAUCCGGUAAACUUACAGCCAUGUUUGCCGUCCCCCCACCUCCAACCCCCUAUAUUAGCCCGCCUCUCUUUCUGAAUCACGAUCAUAUCACCCUCAAUGUUGCCAAUCACACAUGCCUCGUCGUGCAAUCAUAGCACCCAAGUGCACGCUCAUACGGCGCAUUCAAGUUCUGAUCGCUCCUCAUCGCCAAGCACCACAGAUUCAUCAUGUGGUUCCGGUCAUCCACGGCUAAUGUCGCCGAUUCAAAACACGGAAAAUCUUUUUCGGACGAUCUUGAACAUCAGAAAAGGUUGGAAAACGCUCAAGGGCAAUUCUGAGCCUGUAUGGCCACCUUAUCUCGAAGCCAUGAUGCUGAAAGGUCUUCAAGAAUACAAGCCCGUUGACUCGCGGGAAACUCAAAUAUUGGGACGAUUUCCUAUGCGCAAUCGUUUCAUCUCAGAGUACAUUUAUCACAAAACGGGAAAACACAGAUCAUCAAAACAAAUAGGCAGCCGACUACAGCAAUUUAGGGACACAUCCGAGGGGCGGGAAUUGAUCGAUUCCCUCACCCGAUCUUAUCUCACUACGCGAACUGAAGUCGGCUCGUCACGGACGUUUUCCACUCAUAACCAUGUUUUUGAGGGUGAAUCCAUCCACUAUUUAUCUCUCAGAACAGAUUCUUCAUCUGCCUCAGCCUCCCCCACAUCCUCUCCAGCAAUGCCUUCCUCUAGACGCAACAACCUUCCUGACAACCGUACCCCAGUCUACAUCGACAUCUUACCCGACACCAACCCAUCCUCCUCACGUUCACGUACUUCAUACAAAGGUGUAACUCCAUCCCAACCUUCCUCCAACACACCCCGUUGCAUGAGAGACAUCGAUCCCACCGUAACCUUCGUCUCACCCUCCACUGUCAUCGGCAAAUCAUCCUACAUAGUCUUAUUAGAUGGCGCACCCAUACACAGCGAGGACACAAAGCUCGAAUGCGUCGGUCCUUAUUUUACCGGUGCUCCUGGUGACGGUCCGUUGCUCUAUAGCACAGCUCUAGUUCCCAAGUAUUGGGAAACCCUGUGCAAGUCACCAGACCCUACUGUAUACACCAUCAUUCAGGAUGUGUACCGUUCUCCAGAUUCAACAACUUCUUCAAGGAACUCGGGUCGUCCACGCCCAGUUCUCAUAUUCUCUGCUGUAUACCACUUUAGAUACUCAGCAUCUGCACGUGCGCCCCCACCUUCCAUCCCACAGCACUUGGCAUAUCAACCCAACCCUGCAUCUCUCUCUUACAACACUUAUCCUUAUCCCGACAUGCUCAACCCCACACGCCCCCACCCAUCUCACAUGUCUCCGGGUUUCGCGGACCAAGGGAUGUUUCAAUCGUACGACUACGGCACGCAAUAUCGGCUGGAUGAACCAUUCAGAUUGGACGUCAACAUGGAUAACUUUUCCCUCGAUGACUUCAUGAUCAAUAUUGACUCGCCUGAGGCGAUAUCAAAUGACAUAAUGGUUCAGUCAUCAUCAUCAAGCUUCCCGAAGGAUAUCCGGAAUUAUAUCAUGUAAAAAACUAUUGUGCAUUUAAUCGUAAUAUCAGCACGUAUUAAUAUUUAUUCUACAUAAUGGGUCCUCCGCGAUGAGCCCAGAUGGAGUUUCGUUCAUGUAGUUUCGUAUCAAUGGCUCGACUGAGGUUUGCGUUUUGUUGACUUCUACGUACGGGCAAUUUACGCCGCGCUUCUUGUCGUGCCGGUCAUCUGAUGUUAAGUAGGUCCGAUAUGUAUUACUACGCCGACACAGAACUCUUCAAAUUCAAACUCUUCUGAUGGAUAUUUCAAU